This is a messenger RNA of Megalops cyprinoides (Indo-Pacific tarpon), 1272 nucleotides long. RefSeq names its product acid phosphatase 5b, tartrate resistant (gene acp5b). The transcript has 6 exons. Lineage: Eukaryota; Metazoa; Chordata; Actinopteri; Elopiformes; Megalopidae. Gene Ontology annotation, biological process: bone resorption. Gene Ontology annotation, molecular function: acid phosphatase activity; ferrous iron binding; ferric iron binding. Bases 150 to 1118 code for a protein of 322 amino acids. The record is from RefSeq and is a predicted model, not a curated record.
GGAAGUCUCUUAACCGCAAAACUGCUUCCUAUAUUUGUGCUGCCCUAAGUGGAAAGAGACGCGUCUCUUAUUUUUGUCUGUUUGUCUGUGGAGUUCUGACUCACUUUAAUUGUGGAUGACACAUGUGACUGAACCUAACAGUAGACUCAAUGUACAAGAUAGCUUUGGUUGUCCUGGUGUGUCUUCAGAUGCUGUGGACGCUAUGCCAGUCACGGGAGCAUGCCCUUCGCUUUGUGGGGAUAGGAGACUGGGGGGGUCUACCUGUACCACCAUUCCACACACACCUGGAGAAGUCCAAUGCAGCCGAACUGGCCAGAGUGGCUCAAACCUCAGGCCUUGACUUCAUUCUGAGCCUGGGAGAUCACUUCUAUUAUGAAGGGGUGAAGAAUGUUGAGGAUUUCCGCUUCAAGGUGACUUUUGAAAAAGUCUUCUCUGAAACGCCACUACUCAAAGUCCCGUGGUAUCUUGUGGCAGGAAAUCACGACCAUUUGAGGAAUGUGUCGGCACAGAUUGCUUACUCCUUGAGAUCUGAGAGAUGGCACUUCCCUGGCCUGUACUAUGAGCUCCGCUUUAAGGUCCCACAAAGCAACUCGUCGGUAACCGUUCUAAUGACGGACACGGUGGUGCUGUGUGGGAACACCUAUGACGGAACCCAGCCUGUGGGGCCUGCCGACUCUGAGGCAGCUGACAAGCAGCUGGAUUGGAUUAACGCACGCCUACAGGACACAAAGUCUGAGUUUGUCAUUGUUGCUGGGCACUACCCUGUGUGGUCAGUCGGCCACCACGGCCCCACACGGUGUCUACUGGACAAAGUCAGACCGUUGUUGAAAAAGCACAACGUCACAGUGUACCUGAGCGGCCAUGACCACAGCCUUCAGUUUAUCCAAGAGGAUGAUGGGAGCGCGUAUGUCGUCAGCGGAAGUGGGAAUUUUGAGGACCUGUCUGUCAGCCACAGGGAGAGUUUCCCUGCUUCCUGGCUGCAAUUCUCCAGCGCUGUCAACAACACAAGAGGUGGCUUUGUACACUUUGAGGUCAUGCCAGAAAAAAUGGUUAUCAGUUACGUCCAAGCUGAUGGAAAAUGUUUGUAUCAAACCACUUUGGGGAAACGCAGAAUUUGACAGAGGGAGAGGAGAUACAACUUUUCAUCAACAGUAACCUGCUUUUAAACACAGCCUCACUCACACUAUUUUAAUUAUAAUUUGCAUUGGAAAUGAAUUUAACUGAGAGGGGAAUUCUAUUUUAUGGCUAUAGCACUUUGUUCUUUAUAAGUAA